Messenger RNA from Ilyonectria robusta, 3990 nucleotides. RefSeq lists its product as uncharacterized. The coding region runs from base 1 to 3990 and encodes 1329 amino acids. The transcript is spliced from 3 exons. Lineage: Eukaryota; Fungi; Ascomycota; Sordariomycetes; Hypocreales; Nectriaceae. Gene Ontology annotation, molecular function: protein-containing complex binding; protein binding. The record is from RefSeq and is a predicted model, not a curated record.
AUGAGGCGGGGCCGCUCUCCGAGCUCGCCCUCGCCCUAUCGGGCGCUGGCCCAUCAUCAACAAGCCGCGGGUGCUGGCACUUCGUCCGAUUCCGUCUCACUUAUUCGAUCUUUUAAUGUCGAAAACAACCCGACACGGCCCGUGCGGCCAUCGCCGCUCACGGCUUCUACCAUCAGAGACAUGCCCUUGGAUCUGGUUGAUCGCAUGAGAUCGUUUCCCCUUUUCAUGUCCGCUCCCGAGGCUUUCCUUAUUGCCAUCGGAAACAACCUGAAGCCCCAGGUUCAUGGUGCAAAUGACCACAUCGUCACCGAGGGCGAUGACGCAAAGGCCAUGUACUGGCUGGUUCGCGGCGUCGUCGCCGUCACGUCUCGCGAUGGCGAGGCCGUUUAUGCGGAGCUGAAACCUGGUGCCUUCUUCGGCGAAAUUGGCGUUCUUAUGCAAAUGCCACGAACAGCCACCAUCAUUGCCCGGACAAAGUGUUUGCUCCUCGUGUUGAAGAAGGAGGAUUUGCAGGCCGUGAUGCCUGCAUUCCCCGAUAUGGAGAAGGCGAUCCGUGAAGAGGCGCAAGAACGUCUAAACGUCCUCAAGAAACGACGCCAAGAAGGAGGCAAGCUGCUCAUGUCUCCUAAAAUGGAUUAUGUGACCCGAGAAGUCGCCCCCGGCGAGGUGUCGACAGGAGAGACGGGCGUCAUCAAGGAUGGCGCAGUCAUCAACUCAAAGAAGAGAAAGUCCCCUAGCCCUGGCAUUAUCGAAGAUCCCGCAGCCGGCAGCGCUUUGGGAAGCGGAUUGGUGAACAUCCGCAAGACUUUGAAAGAACUCCCUCUCUUUUCCACGCUCCCUGUAGAUAUCCUACAUUUCCUUGGCUUGAGUGUUCAGCCCAGGACAUACACCCCUUUCACAGACAUUGUCCGUCAGGGUCUUCCCGGAAACGAAAUUUUCUUCAUCGUCCGGGGCGAAGCAGAAGUCAUUCACGAUGAGCCAAUUCAGGCCGUGAGCGGAUCGAUUCAGAGGAGACCACGGCUGAAAGCAGGCCAAUAUUUUGGAGAAGUGGCGAGCUUGGGACUCUCUCGCGGCCGAACCGCCACAGUGAGAUCUAUCACCACGGUCGAGUGCCUCAUGAUUACUGGCAGUGUUCUCGACGAGUUGUGGAGACGGUGCCCACCGGAUAUCAAGUCUCAGGUUGAGGAGACGGCGCGCCUGCGAUUGCAAACACAAAACGACGAUAUCGACAUGAUGGAUGUAGAGGGAAAGGCGAAGGCGAAUAAAUCCGAUCCUCCGACCCCGACGACACCGACACGAGGCUCAUUACCUGGUCUCACCUUCUCUACUCCAUCAAAACCUAGCUCCCCAGUCAAGGAGGAUUCAGGAGGCAACAUGGAGCCCAAGGACCCGGACCCGUUCUUGAGUGUCAACAUGGAGAACCUCAGGAACCGUCGACGUCAUUCGUUGGCUCCACCAACUCCCCAGACCGAAGGCUCAGUAUCGACGACGAACGGAGUGAGAUCUCGUUUAGCAGAGAUAACGCCCAUCAAGUUCGCCUUCUCCCAGUCUCCCCCGCCAGAUGACCCGGAAGACCUCCCGGCCAAGCGAGUUAAGGUUUUGCCUCGGCGACCACUUAGCCUGAGCAAGCCUGUUCUCUCCGACGAGAUUCUGACCUACAUUUUCAAGCACGCCGAUAUUGGAGAGCUUUUUCGCUUACGCCUCGUCAGCUCUCACUGGCGCAAAAUUCUUACCACAUCCCCAAAGGUCUGCCAGUACGUCAACCUAGCAAUUUACAACCGCACAAUCACCGAUGAGAUCAUCAUCAAAGUUCUUGCUCCCUUUGUGGGAACUCGUGCGCGGACGAUAGACCUUAGCAACUGUUUCCACAUUACGGAUGUGGGAUUCGCGGCCCUAUGGCGCAAAUGUGGUAAAAAUGUCACCCAUUGGAAGAUGAAGUCAGUCUGGGACGUUUCCGCCAAUCAGAUCCUAGAGAUGAGCGAGACCGCCAAGGAUCUUGAGGAGGUAGACUGGAGCAAUUGCCGCAAGGUAGGGGAUAACCUACUUGGCCGUGUGGUUGGGUGGGUUGUACCCGAUCCGGCACCAGCAAACAAACAGGUUGUUAUCUCGAGCUCAACCACUAGGUCCAAGAGCAAGGCCCAGCAGCAACAGCAACAGCAACAGCAGCAGCAGCAGCAGAGGGCGCAGAACAUGCCCCCUCCAGGAACAGUCAUUGGAUGCCCCAAGCUAAAGCGCCUGAAUCUCUCUUACUGUAAACAUAUCACAGACAGAUCAAUGGCUCACCUCGCCGCCCAUGCAUCGAACCGCAUAGAAUCCCUUCAACUCACUCGGUGUACAUCGAUCACAGACGCUGGUUUCCAGUCAUGGGCCCCCUUUCGAUUCGAGAAACUUUCUCGGCUUUGUCUCGCGGACUGCACGUACCUGUCGGACAACGCAGUGGUGGCUUUGGUCAACUCGGCAAAGAAUCUGACGCACCUCGACCUAUCAUUCUGCUGCGCUCUUUCUGACACAGCCACAGAGGUUGUGGCUCUUCGCCUCCCUAAACUCCGGGAACUGCGCCUAGCAUUUUGCGGAAGCGCGGUAAGCGACGGAAGUUUGGAAAGCGUAGCGCUUCACCUGAAUGAUUUGGAGGCUCUCAGCGUCCGCGGUUGUGUCCGGGUCACAGGCAGAGGCGUGGAGAAUGUUCUGAAUGGUUGUGGACGACUCAAUUGGAUCGAUGUGAGCCAAUGCCGCAAUUUGGAGGGGUGGCUGCGAGGAGGAGGCGUUGCAAACUAUGGGUUCGAUGAUCGAGCCGGCAACCCCCCAGCUGAGAGCGUGUCCAGCGAGAGUUCAGAGGAGGGUGUGCCGCUUACUGAAGCAUUCGAGGAAGAAGCUCGGGUGCCUAAGACGAUGAGCGUCGCCAUGUUGACGACGCAGAGAUUCAUGCCACGGUCUGCCUUUGGGCUGCGAAUGAGGAGGGCCAGACGGCCGGGGCCCGCGCGCCUCGCGCAGCGGCUGCCCGAGCUCUCCAAGACGGCCCUGCGAUCCGCCGCGCCCGUCCGAAACUUCCACACCCCGGCCAAGCCGACACCGGGCUUCUUCUCCUCGCGCAUCUCGUCGGCCACCACGCGCAGCGCCUUCCACCGAUUCAGCGGCUCCGGCGCCCGCUCGUACUACCAGGAGACGGCGCGGCAGCAGCAGGCCGCCGCCGCCAGCUCGACCACCACCCGCAAGCUGCUCGUGGGCGGCGCCAUCUUCGGCGGUACCCUCGUCGCCAUCAAUGCCGUCUUCAACCGCGAGACCCGUGAGGAUGGCGGCAUGCCCAUCUACGAGCGCGAGUACCUGAACAACACCUUCCUGCACACCGGUUUGGGAAUCGGAAUCAUUGGCUUGACGGCCCGCCAGAUGGUCCAGACCGGCUUCGUGUACCGAUUGAUGGUGACCAACCCUUGGGUUGUUGGCAUUGGUGGUCUUGCGCUCAGCUUUGCGACCAUGAUUGGCACUCGAUCCAUCGCCCCUGACAACUACAUCCCCAAGUACGCCCUCUGGACCGCUUUCAACGCCACCCAGGCUGCCUUCGUCGCCCCUCUUCUCGCCUUCGUCCCCGGUGCCCUCCUCGCCCGUGCCGGUCUCUACACCUUUGCCAUGAUGGGUGGUCUGGCUAUUGUCGGCGCCACUGCUAAGCAGGAGAAGUACCUGUACAUCGGUGGUCCUCUCCUGGCCGGUGCUGCCAUCGUCGCCGCUUCUGGUCUUGCUCCCCUCCUCAUCCCCGCCACUGCCGUCCGAACUCUGGCCUUCACUGAGAACCUCUGGCUGUACGGUGGUCUCGCCGUCUUUGGCGGCUUCACCCUGUACGAUGUCCAGAAGGUGCUGUCCCACGCCCGCCUGGCCCAGGCCGGUGUUAUGCGCCGUGACCCCGUCAACGAGAGUAUCUCGCUGGAGCUCGAUUUCCUCAACAUCUUCAUCCGGAUGGUACAGAUCCUGAUGAUGCAGCAAAACCGACGAAAGUAA